Sinocyclocheilus grahami is the source of this 702-nucleotide messenger RNA. RefSeq names its product alpha-internexin-like. Gene Ontology annotation, molecular function: structural constituent of postsynaptic intermediate filament cytoskeleton. The transcript is spliced from 2 exons. Bases 1 to 681 code for a protein of 226 amino acids. Gene Ontology annotation, biological process: intermediate filament organization. Lineage: Eukaryota; Metazoa; Chordata; Actinopteri; Cypriniformes; Cyprinidae. The record is from RefSeq and is a predicted model, not a curated record. Gene Ontology annotation, cellular component: cytoplasm; intermediate filament; postsynaptic intermediate filament cytoskeleton.
AUGUUUAAAGGGAACGAGCCGUCCAGACUCGCUGGCCUCUGUCAGCAAGAGAUCCGGGAUCUGCGAGCCCAGGUGGACGAGUUGAACAAUGAAAAAUCUCACAUUCUCAUUGAACGAGAUAAUAUCGACGAAGACUCGCAGAAACUCCGAGGCAAGUUUGAGGAUGAGAUCCGAGCGCGCGAGGAGGCAGAGCUGACGCUCAGAUCCUACAAGAAAGAUGUGGAGGAUGCCACCAUGGUGCGCGUGGACCUGGAGAGAAAGGUCGAGUCCCUCUUGGACGAGAUCAAUUUUAUGAGGAAAGUGCAUGAUGAAGAGGUGACGGAGUUGACUAGUAUGAUCCAGGCAGCCCAGAUAUCUGUGGAAGUAGAGUUAUCCAAGCCGGAUCUGACCUCGGCCCUCAAAGAGAUCCGUGGGCAGUAUGAAACCCUCGCGUCUAAGAACCUUCAGUCUGCCGAGGAAUGGUACAAAUCAAAGUUCACCAGCCUCAACGAACAGGCCACUAGAACCAACGAGGCCAUGAGAGCCACAAGAGAGGAGAUCAACGACUACAGGCGACAACUACAGUCCAGAACCAUUGAAAUCGAAACCUUGCAAGGAACAAAUGAGUCACUUGAACGACAGAUCCGCGAGAUGGAAGAUGCACACAAUGCCGAGGUCGCAGGUUAUCAGGUAGAAACAUAAAAAUGACAUAUCAUUUUGGAG